Molecule: messenger RNA, 3259 nt
Organism: Cricetulus griseus (Chinese hamster)
Lineage: Eukaryota; Metazoa; Chordata; Mammalia; Rodentia; Cricetidae
Source: RefSeq, a predicted model, not a curated record
CACACCGGUUUCCUUGUCUGGGUAGCCCAGGGUUUCUCCAAGCCUUCACCAUCCUGGAGAUAGCCACAUUUUCCUAAACAUCACACUCCCAAGUCUCCGUGGGCCUGGGGAGCUGCAGGAUGGCGGCAGGUGUGGCCACAUGGCUACCAUUUGCAAGGGCUGCAGCAGUGGGCUGGCUACCCUUAGCCCAGCAGCCCCUACCCCCUGCACCGGAGGUGAAGGCAUCCCGAGGGGAUGAGGUUCUGGUGGUGAAUGUAAGUGGUCGGCGCUUUGAGACCUGGAAAAACACGCUGGAUCGUUACCCAGACACAUUGCUCGGCAGCUCAGAGAAGGAAUUCUUCUAUGAUGCCGAAUCAGGCGAGUACUUCUUUGAUCGUGACCCAGACAUGUUCCGGCACGUGCUGAACUUCUAUCGCACAGGCCGGCUGCACUGUCCCAGGCAGGAGUGCAUCCAGGCCUUUGACGAGGAGCUGGCUUUCUAUGGCUUAGUACCAGAGCUUGUGGGCGACUGCUGUCUUGAAGAAUACAGGGACCGCAAGAAGGAGAAUGCAGAGCGCCUGGCAGAAGACGAGGAGGCCGAGCAGGCCGGGGAAGGUCCAGCCCUUCCAGCAGGCAGCUCCCUGCGACAGCGACUCUGGAGGGCCUUCGAAAACCCACACACAAGCACUGCAGCACUCGUUUUCUACUAUGUGACUGGGUUUUUCAUAGCUGUGUCAGUCAUCGCCAAUGUAGUGGAGACCAUCCCAUGCCGUAGCUCUGCACGGCGACCCACAAGAGAGCAGCCCUGUGGUGACCGCUUCCCAAUGGCCUUUUUCUGUAUGGACACAGCCUGUGUACUCAUAUUCACCGGGGAAUACCUUCUGCGGCUCUUUGCAGCCCCCAGCCGUUGCCGCUUCUUGCGCAGCGUGAUGAGCCUCAUUGAUGUGGUAGCCAUCCUGCCCUACUACAUUGGGCUUUUUGUGCCCAAGAAUGAUGAUGUCUCUGGUGCCUUUGUCACCCUACGUGUGUUCCGGGUCUUCAGAAUCUUCAAGUUCUCCAGACACUCCCAGGGCUUGAGGAUUCUGGGCUAUACCCUCAAGAGCUGUGCCUCUGAGCUGGGCUUUCUCCUCUUUUCCCUCACCAUGGCCAUCAUCAUCUUUGCCACUGUCAUGUUCUAUGCUGAGAAGGGCACCAGCAAGACCAACUUUACAAGCAUCCCUGCUGCCUUCUGGUAUACCAUUGUCACCAUGACUACACUUGGGUAUGGAGACAUGGUGCCUAGCACCAUUGCUGGCAAAAUUUUUGGGUCCAUUUGCUCACUUAGUGGUGUCUUGGUUAUUGCCUUGCCUGUGCCAGUCAUUGUGUCCAACUUUAGCCGCAUCUACCACCAGAACCAGCGUGCUGACAAGCGCCGAGCACAGCAGAAGGUGCGCCUGGCAAGAAUCCGGUUGGCAAAGAGCGGUACCACCAAUGCCUUCCUGCAGUAUAAGCAAAAUGGGGGCCUUGAGGACAGUGGAAGUGGUGAGGGACAGGCGCUGUGUGUUAGGAGCCGUUCUGCUUUUGAACAGCAGCAUCACCAUUUGCUUCACUGUCUAGAGAAGACUACGUGCCAUGAGUUCACAGAUGAGCUAACCUUCAGUGAGGCCCUUGGAGCUGUCUCACUGGGUGGUCGCACCAGCCGUAGUACCUCAGUGUCUUCCCAGCCAAUGGGGCCUGGCAGCCUGUUAUCAUCUUGCUGCCCUAGAAGGGCCAAGCGCCGAGCCAUCCGCCUUGCCAACUCCACUGCCUCUGUCAGCCGUGGCAGCAUGCAGGAGCUAGACACCCUAGCAGGGCUUCGGAGGAGCCCUGCCCCUCAGAGCCGCUCAAGCCUCAAUGCCAAGCCUCAUGACAGCCUUGACCUGAACUGUGAUAGCCCGGACUUCGUGGCUGCCAUCAUCAGUAUCCCCACCCCUCCUGUCAACACUCCAGAUGAGAGUCAGCCAUCCUCCCCUGGUGGUGGUGGCAGUGGUGGUAGAAGUAACACCACCCUCAGGAACUCCAGCUUGGGUACCCCCUGCCUCCUUCCUGAGACUGUGAAGAUCUCUUCCCUGUGAGGGAUGGGUCUGCCCAUUCAGAGGGCCUUCUUUACUCUUGGGAACUCCUUUCCAAAGCCAUAUUUGGGAGAGGCAAAGAGGGGCAGACCUGGGGACCUCUUAUGCUCCCUGCCAAGAACUAUGCAAUGGAGUUUCAUGGAAUGGCCCAUCUGAUGGGGAAUUAGCUAGGGAAUGGGAAACUUCCCUCAGUCCCGGACAGUUUUCCUAAUGGGAGCUGAAGCACUGGAACUCCAUAGGCCCCUGGCCUCUCACUCCAGCAUGCUGGGACUGGCCUCUCUCUGCUAGCUGGCCUCUUGCAUGCUUCUCCCUUGGGCCCUCAGAGGCAGGUUAGAGCUUUCUGUAGUCUGACAUUUGAGGUCUGGCCUGACAAGAAGAGUUAAGAGUUCCUCUUCUCUUUGUGCUGUGCAAGUUCGAGGGUUCAUAGAACGAGAACCCUCAACUCUAAUUUAGCCUCUAGGGGGUGAAGUCUUUGCCCUUCACCAGGCCCAGCAAUUCCCAGAUAUGGAAGCUUGGAAUGCAUCUGUGGGCUGGCUUAACGGGCUGUGGUCUCUGUAGUGACCCACUAACCCCAAGCUUUGUCUGAGGGGUCAGGCUGCUUCUCCUAACACAGAGAUAGCACAAACAUUACUGUCCCCUUCCCUGGCUGCUGGAAAUGAGUUCCUGCCACCUGUCCUCCGCUGGGCUUCCAGCAAACUCUAGCAAUAGCAGCUGCUGCGAUAAUAAUAUGCAAAGCCUCAGGCCAAUUUGCUGCAGCAUAUACAUCUGCCCUGAUCAGAUGGGCCACAUCUAACUACUCUCUUCUCUGGUGUUUUUUUUUCCUUGGGUUGGUCUGGAGUCUGGACCUGCUGAGAUAAGAGACUGGCACCCAGCUAGAGCUGGGCUGGGUUUUGAGAUCAUGGGCUGAUUCUGUAGUGUUGGGCGAACCCAGAAGUGCUUAGGCAGAGGCCUGGGUUGUUCCUGAACCCUGGGAGGGACAGAUGAGACUUCUCAAUUACCCCCUUCUCCUCUGUAAUUUCCACAUAGUCUUCUCCUCUGUCUUGGGUCACCUUCUGGAUCUGUGUUCUCAGACUGAAAUUUCACAUCAUCUCAGGUUCCCUGUCUCCCAGCUCUGUCCCUCUGAAGCUGGCAGCUGACAAAGAUGAAGUUUUCAUCGGUCAAUAAAACUUAAGAGGAGAGAUGUGGACUGA